This is a messenger RNA of Arachis stenosperma, 3278 nucleotides long. RefSeq names its product zinc finger CCCH domain-containing protein 38-like. Lineage: Eukaryota; Viridiplantae; Streptophyta; Magnoliopsida; Fabales; Fabaceae. The coding region runs from base 236 to 2707 and encodes 823 amino acids. The record is from RefSeq and is a predicted model, not a curated record. Gene Ontology annotation, molecular function: metal ion binding. The transcript is spliced from 5 exons.
CAAAAACAAAAGAGCAAAGGGCGAAUCUAAGCAGAGAGACACAAACAUAAAAGAACAGAAACAGAUAUUUGUUGAAGACGAAGCUGCUCCUUUCUCGUUCGAAGCCCCAAACCUCGGAAGCAAGCAAGGAACAUGAAGUAAUCUCUCCCUCUCUGCGUCUAGGGUUUCGUCUCUCCUUCUCGCUACUAAGCACACUGCGUUAAUCAGAGAAAACAUUACUGCUUUUGCAAGUGAAAUGAGUGAAAGUGGCAGGAAACGCUCUUCAAAGUGGGAUACAAGAGAUGAUCCUGAAUUUGGACCUGAUAGUAAGCACUUGCGUUCUGGAUGGUCCUCUGGAGAUGUUGCUGGCAGCAAUAACUCAAAAUGGUCUUAUAUGGAAGGAAAUGACAAGAUGAAACCUCGCAUGAGUAAGGAACCUUUUUCUGGAGGCAGGGGUUCAAAUAAAGAUGAUAUUAUGAAUAAAGACUAUAGAUGUUUGGAUGCAAAAAUGGAGUGGGAGGCGGAUGCAAGUUACAGCAGGAGACGCAGUCCAUCCCCAAAAAGUGGUUGGAGCAGGUCGGGCAGGAGUAGUAGAAGCAGAAGCCCUCCACAUGGUUUCAAGUGGGAUUCAGGAGCCAAUGACAGAAAUAGAACGAGGGCUGCAGAAUCAAAGCAAAUAUGCAGAGAUUUUGCUGUUGGAAAAUGUAGAAGAGGAAGCCAUUGCUAUUUUCUUCACCAUGAUGACCAAAAUUAUGAGGAUAUUCGGGAAAGUAAAAACCGGGAAGAUGGAGCUCCAAGAUAUUCUGCUUCACAUGAGAGCAGGGAACAUACUCUUAGGAGUAGAUCCACUGAAGCUUGUGUUCAUUUUGCAAAAGGCAGAUGUAGAAUGGGAGCAUCAUGCAAGUAUGUGCAUCAUAACAAUUCUGAUGAAUAUGGUAAGGGUACUCUGGAUGAAUUAACUAGAGAAAGGGAAAAUGAUGGAAGGCGCAGAGAUAAUUCUUUUGAGCAGGGUGGUGGCCACAUACCAAGCCGCAGUGGUGAUACCCUUUGCAAAUUUUUUGCUAAUGGAAAUUGUCGUAAUGGUAAGCAUUGUAGGUUUUCUCAUGAUAGGCAAGACAGAAGCUUAAGGGAUGAUAGAUGGGGAAGCAAUCUUGCUGGAGACCAUCAGACCUUGGAUAGACCAAAAUUGAGUGAUUCAGCUAGUCCUACUAGAAGGCUUAGAAGUGAUAGAUGGGGCACAGAUGGCAUUAUGGCUGAUAAGGAUAAAGUAUGGGAUAGUCCAAACCGGAAUGAUAUAGCUACCUAUGAUUCAGCAAAGUUGGUUGAAGAAAAACCUGGAAAUAUAGGUGCCACUGAGCAUGAACAAACUGUAUGGCCUGUGAAGGAAGGAUGGGGUCAUAGUUUAGACCAGAGCAGUGUGCAGGGUGAACCACCAUUUUUAAGUGAUAAGAAGGAAGCUGACCAUUGGAUAGCAGACAAUGCUGGUGCCAGCAUUCCCGUUUCCCAGUCAGUAGCUGCAGACAUCUGGCCUGGGGACGCAAAAAUGUCUCCUGAUUGGAAUUAUAGAGCAGGAUCUUCCACCCGUACGGAAGUAGAGCAUGGACAGAACGAUCGUGGGUUAACUCAAGGAAGUACAUAUCCAGCCACCACUGAACAUGACAGAAUACAAGUUCCAGGGCAAGGUUUUAAUCAGAAUGUGCAAAAUGUUAAUCUUUUGCAUUUGCCAAGCUGCCAUGCAGUUGGACAAAAUAAAGUGACAGUUCCCAUUCUUCCUUCAAGAGCAGGAAUUCCUGAAGGUAUGCAAAAGCAAGAAGUCUCUGUUGAGAAAAAGUACACUGCUGAGCCAAAUAUCACAGGUGAAGGCUCAUCACAGAUUUGUUCAAGUAAUCCUUCAACACAGGACACAGUAAGCAAAGAACAGCUUGCUCAACUUUCCAAUCUCUCAGCCUCUCUUGCUCACAUCCUUGGAUCUGGUCAGCAGCUGCCACAACUUUAUGCUGCCUUAAAUUCUCAUAAUACAAAUGACACUCCCUCCUUAGCCAACACGGAAGUGCCUGCUAUGCCUGUUUCCAAUACGUAUGUCAAGCCAGAUCCUGCUGUUGGAUUUGUAAAGCAGUAUGAUCCAAUGAGUGAUAGCGUUGACCUAAAUGAUGCUGAUGCAAGUGGAAUCUGCCCAGUCAUUUCUCCAAGUAAAAAAAGUGCAAAUAUAGAAAUUUCAUCACUGUUGUCUAACACUGGGAAACAAAAUUGUGGUGAUACUUCUAAGGCCCCCUCCUCAGAAGAACAACCAGCCAAGAAUGAACAUCUGACCCAAUUGCAGCCAGGUCAAAACAUUGAGAUACAGAAGGAAACCAAUGAAGCGGUAGCUGAUGAUAAGCCAAAUCCUCAAGAUGAUCAUAAAAUUACAAAAGAGAAUGGUCCUUCAGAAAACAUAGACCACAAUGGUGUUGAGGCCAAUAAAAGCAAGGAUGUGAAGGGGAUUCGUGCUUUCAAAUUUUCAUUGGUUGAGUUUGUUAAGGAGCUUCUGAAACCAACUUGGAAAGAAGGAAAAAUCACUAAAGAUGAUUAUAAAACAAUUGUGAAGAAGGUUGUAGAUAAAGUAACCGGUACCAUGCAGGGAGCCCAUAUUCCUCAGACUCAAGAGAAAAUUGACCAUUAUUUGUCGUUUUCGAAACCAAAGCUUAACAAACUUGUACAGGCAUAUGUGGAAAAGGUUCACAAGGCCUAGUGAAUGCAGUUUAGAAAAUUUGGCCACCUAAUCUGUGGAUUCUGUUUUGGGAAUUGUUAUUUAUUGUCUUAGAUGUGUAUUAUGUUUCCUUACACCGAGAUUUUUGUUCCCCCCCCCCCUUUUUUUUCUCUCUCUCUCUCUCUCUUUUGGGGCCCUUGUGUACUUCAGUUGGUAGUAGAAUCCAAUAUAGCCUUUGCAAUCUCAGAGCUGUUAUUUCUUAUUUAACAGCUUUUGCUUCGUUUUCUGUGCGAAAAAUAUUGGUGGUUUUGACUUUUGAGACAUUUUUUGCAACUCAAAUGUAGUUAAUUGUUACUUGUGAUGGGGGAUUACUUAAUAUUUUAGUUACAUCACUACUUCUGUUCACAAGAGAAAGCCCCAUGCAAUGUUGUGCAACUGGCUGAAAAAUGUGGACUCUUACACCAGGGGUGAGCAAGACCUGGCCUAGUUCGAAAACUUGCUUGCAUCCAAAUUAUAUUUUGUCGGGUUUGAGUCUAUCAGAGUAAUUCAAUGUAUUUCCGGGUAAAAUUCGGGUUAUGUUUUUUGGAUUGGUUUAGUUUGGAUUGAAGUUAUA